This is a messenger RNA of Mizuhopecten yessoensis (Yesso scallop), 699 nucleotides long. RefSeq lists its product as uncharacterized. The coding region runs from base 1 to 699 and encodes 232 amino acids. The transcript is spliced from 4 exons. Lineage: Eukaryota; Metazoa; Mollusca; Bivalvia; Pectinida; Pectinidae. The record is from RefSeq and is a predicted model, not a curated record.
AUGCGGAAAAGCUGUUGUGUAUCGGGUGGUACUUCGAAUAAGAAGAAGAACCCGGGUUUUCAAUUUUUUAUCAUCCCAUCGGAAAAAAACAGACGUGCGAAGUGGUUGUCAGCCAUCAAUAGAGCGUUUUUAAACGAAGACGGCACAGUUAACAAUAGCAAAGGUUGGUCUCCGCCAUCUGCCCAUUGUUACGUCUGUUCAGCACACUUCAUUUCUGGUGAGAAGAUAAAUGAUCCACGUCACCCAGAUUAUGUGCCUUCUGUUUUCCCCCACAAUGAAAACAGUUGCUAUCAGUCAACAUCAUCGAAGUCUACAGAAAUGAUGGACCGGUAUCAGAGUGUCAUGAAGAGAACAGCUAACACAGGUUCAGGUGUAUCACAGGUAAGGAAGAAACUAAAAUUGAACAACCCAGUUCCUGAGACCAACAAUCAAGAUGAAAGGCCACCAAAUCAGUCAGAACUUACUGAUCCAACACCCAUGAACAAUGCUGAUGAAGAAGAUAAUGAGGUAUUGGUCUCCACAAUGUCACCAUCAGAAAGUGAUCAUGAGUCUACACACAAGACUGUACCUGAAACACCAAUGCAAAGAUCAAUGGAGCCAUCUGAGAGGGAAAUGUUAUACACAGAAAUUGAUAACUUGAGGCAUGAACGGGAUGAGGCCCUUGAACAAUGUUCCUCCACCAUCACCAUGUAUACGUAG